Messenger RNA from Nerophis lumbriciformis (worm pipefish), 3726 nucleotides. NCBI's taxonomy places the organism in Eukaryota, Metazoa, Chordata, Actinopteri, Syngnathiformes, Syngnathidae. The record is from RefSeq and is a predicted model, not a curated record.
AUGGCUCUGGACAGCAAGCAGAAGGAGCUGCUGUUGGGAACACUGAGGGAGCUUGGGGAGGACGACUUUGAGGAAUUCAAGUACUACACUGAUCUUCCUAAAUGCGUACGUGAAAAGCCCAGCCGUGUGUACAUUGCUGAGGAGCUUGUGAUGAAGCACGAUGAGAAUACUCUGGAUGUGACCAUCAAGAUUCUGGAAAAGAUCAAUGAAAACAACUUGGCCGAAAAGUUGCGUCGCAACAUGCUGGAAAUAAAAGGCGCCGUCUUCUCCAUCCAUGAUGAUGAACAGAUUGACAGAUUGAAGGCAGACCUGCAAAAAAAGCUGCAUAGUUUAUACAGCUUUGUUCCUGAGGGUAACACAGAGCGCUGGCAGCAGCAGCCUCUGGCAAACGUCUACACGGAGCUGGUCAUCACCUAUGGGGCCGACAUCAGGCCCGACGAGCGACACGAGGUCCUUCAGAUGGAGACGCGUGCCGCGGCGGCCAAGAAGUCUAUUCUGCCAUGCGACAUCUUCAAAAGCCAUGACGGGCAGCCGCGACCGAUACGCACGCUGCUCACCGUCGGCUUUGCGGGAAUUGGGAAAACCUUCCUGGUUCAAAAGUUAGUGUGCGACUGGGCCAGCGGGAAUGAAAACCAGGACGUACACUUCAUAUUUCCCUUCACCUUCCGCGAGUUGAACACCGACGAAGGGAAAAACUUUACGCUGGCCAAGCUCAUCCGAUGCUACGUCUGUGAGAGCAGGCACAUGAGCGAGGAGACUCUGAACAUUAUAUUAGACGACCUGCACAAGUCCGGGAUACGGGACUACGAAAGCAGCCGGAUCAAGAUCUUGUUUGUCUUGGACGGACUGGACGAGUGCAAGUUCAAAAUGGACUUGAAGAAUGAGAUGAAAGUAGACAUAGACGUGACAGAGGCCUACCCGCUGGAGAUACUCCUGGCGCACCUCAUCAAGAGGAACCUUCUUCCGUGCGCCCGGGUUUGGAUCACAACGCGGCCCGCAACGGCCCGCGACAUCCCUUCCGACCUCAUCGACAGCAGAACAGAGGUGAGAGGAUUCAGUGAUUUCCAAAGGAUGGAGUACUUCAGGAAAAAAUUUCAAAAUGAGGAGCAAGUCAUUGAGCACAUCCGGAAAACUCGCACCAUCUUCAUCAUGUGCCACCUGCCCAUCUUCUGCUGGCUCACCGCCACAGUUCUUCAGGAUCAUUUGGACAAAGCGAAGGAGGGAGAUCUUCCCACAACGCUGACAGACAUGUGCUCAGAGUAUGCUUUUAACCAGCUGGACAAGUCCAAGGAGAGACAGACGACCGAGUACGCAGAUUACGUGAAAGCGCUAGCAAAGCUGGCGUUUGACCACACCAUGAGUAAGCAACAGAUCUUCUACGAGAAGGACCUGGCGGAUAGCGGCUUUGAUUACAGCCAAGCCGCAAAACACUCCGGAAUAUUCACCGAGGUGUUUAAGGAGGUCCGUCCGCUCAGAAGAAACCAACAGGGCAAGAUGUUUCAGUUUGUCCAUCUGACCAUCCAGGAGUAUCUAGCCGCAGUCCACGUGAUGAUUUGCCUCUUCCACGACAACAAAAACAUACUGGAUGAUUCAGAGCAUGCAUUGGAAUGGGAUUGGAAAAUCACUGAGGUUCACCGGUCAGCUCUCCAGAAAGCCUCGGAGAGUGAAGGAAACCUGGACAUGUUCCUCCGCUUCCUCUUUGGCCUUUCCUUGUCGUGCAACCAGGAACUAGUGGGGGAACUGCUAAAGGCUCCUCGGGACUGCGGGCAAAGCAAGUCAAAGACAGUUGAAUUGAUCAAGGAAAGGAUCAAACGGAACACUCCAGAAAAGAACGUCAACUUGUUCUACUGCUUAAACGAGCUGAAGGACGACUCCUUGCUGAAGCAGUUCCAGAAGAAAAGAGAUUCAGAAUAUAUUGACUGGGACAGCAUGCCAAAUGACAUGUGGUCAGCCUUGGCCUUCUUCUUACUGACGGAUGACAAAACCAUGAAGUCCUUUCACCUGGGGAAAUACACCCCAUCACCCUUGGGGCUCGAGAAGCUGUUGGUGGUGGUCAAGGCCUCUCAAAAGUCAGAGCUGCGGGAUUGUGAACUGGACAUACGCAGUUAUCACCUGCUGGCUUCCGUUCUCAGCUCUCCAUCCAACCUGAUGAAUCUGGACCUGUCCAGAAAUAAUCUGUCGGACGAGGGGAUCGAGAUCCUCUCGAAAGGACUGGCCAGCCCACACUGCAUCUUAAAAGUCCUCCGGCUGUUGGAGUGUAAGAUCACAAAGCGAGGAUGCAUUUCAUUGGCUGAGGCGCUUAUGUUAAACCCCUCCCAUCUUCAAGAGCUGCAACUGAACAACAACGAUCUGUCAGAUGAGGGGGUCGAGAUCCUCUCAAAAGAACUGGCCAGCCCACACUGCAUAUUACAAGUCCUAUGGCUCUCAAAUUGCAACAUCAAGAUGCAAGGAUGCAUUUCAUUGGCUGAGGCUCUCGAGUUAAACCCCUCCCAUCUUCAAGAGCUGCACCUGAGCUUCAACAGCGAUGUGUCGGAUGAGGGGGUUGAAAUCCUCUCACAAGGACUGUCCAGCCCAAACUGCAUCUUAAAAGUCCUAUGGCUGUUGGAAUGUAAGAUCACAAAGCGAGGAUGUAUUUCAUUAGCUGGGGUUCUAAAGUUAAACCCCUCCCAUCUUCAAGAACUUCACCUGAGCUGGAAUGAUCUGUCGGACGAGGGGGUCGAGAUCCUCUCAGAAGGACUGGGCAGCCCACACUGCAACUUAAAGGUCCUAGAUUCAUUGGCAGAGGCUCUCAACGUAAACCCCUCCCCUCUUCAAGAGCUGGACCUGAGCUUUAACAGUCUGUUAGACGUGGGGGUUGAGAUACUCUUGGAAGGACUGACGAGCCCACAUUGCAUCUUACAAGUCCUCAAUUCAUUGGCAGAGGCUCUCAAGGUAAACCCCUCCAAUCUUCAAGAGCUGCAACUGAACAACAACGAGCUCUCAGAUGAGGGAGUCGAGAUCCUCUCGAGAGGACUGGCCAGUUUUAACUGCAACUUAAAAUGCCUUGGUCUAGGAUCUUGUAACCUGGGUAAAGCCAGCUGUCACCCGCUGGCUUCCGUUCUCAGCUCUCCAUCCAACCUGAGGGAUCUGGACCUGUCCGAAAACGAUCUGUCAGACGAAGGGGUGGAGAUCCUCUCAAAAGGACUGGCCAGUCCAAACUGCAAAUUAGAGUCUCUCAAGCUGUCAGAGUGCGGGUUCACCAAUAAAGGAUGCCUUUUUUUGGCCGAGGCGCUCAAGUCAAACCCCUCCCAUCUUAAAAAGCUAUACCUGGGGGGCAAUCCAAUAGGUGAAGAAGGAAGGAGGGUCUUAUCGGACGUCCAAGAGGAUCCCAGCUAUCGCCUGAAGACUGUCAGGUGUAGCUGUAAACUUUCAAGUAAUUAUCCUUCCAAGAGAUUGUCUGUGUUGUCAGGGGAGCCCAGACAUCCAUGUCAGAGUGAGCCUGCCCAUGAAGACACAGACAUCUCCACCAAAGAUGUACUCAAAGAUGAUGAGCCUCCUUGCAAAAAGAAGAAAAUGUCAGCUCUGGACCAACUGUUUGGAGAAGACUUUCAAGCAGUGACGUGCGAACCCGACGACAACCUCCCCGAAUUCUGUGAGCGAGGCCGCUUUGCCCGUAGCGCCGACACCCGGUCCUCUUCCGAUCGUCGGAGAGUACAUGAGACCGAACUAAAUCUGAAGGAGACCUAA